Messenger RNA from Sordaria macrospora k-hell, 354 nucleotides. Its product is annotated as mitochondrial 37S ribosomal protein bS6m. Gene Ontology annotation, cellular component: ribosome; mitochondrial small ribosomal subunit. The record is from RefSeq and is a predicted model, not a curated record. Lineage: Eukaryota; Fungi; Ascomycota; Sordariomycetes; Sordariales; Sordariaceae. Gene Ontology annotation, biological process: translation. Gene Ontology annotation, molecular function: small ribosomal subunit rRNA binding; structural constituent of ribosome.
AUGUUGUAUGAGACUAUUGGUAUUGUCCGCCCGGGCAACAUUGCCGAGGUGAAGGAACUCGUCCUAACAGCCGGCAAGCUCAUCCUCAACCAAGGCGGCGUAAUUCGCGACAUCAAGAACUGGGGCACCUUCCUCCUGCCUCGUCCCAUCUCCACCAACCAGCAGCGCCACACGCGCGGCCACUAUUUCGUCAUGCGUUACGACUCCAGCAUCGCGACGCACGAGGAGGUUCGCAGGACCAUGAGGGCGGAUCCGCGCGUUAUUCGCACGGCGAACGUCAAGUUGGGCGAUGGAAAGCUGGAGACGUUGAGCCGGUUUGGGGCGAUUCCUUGGAGGAGUUUGGAGGAGUCUUAA